UUCAAUCUCUGAUUGUCAGCUGAAUCCAGGCGAAGUGGAUUAUGAAUUUGAAUUUAACGAAUUUCCUGAGGUUUGAUUUACAUAAGAUUAGUAUGAUUUUUCUUUCAGUAAUUUGUAUAGCAUUGUGUAGUUGAAAAAUUGCUGAACAUUGACUGUGAAAGUAACACGUUAACAUGAAUCUGUACAUUCAAUGUAUUAGUUGUGAUUAAUUAACUGGAAUUUAUAGUAGACGCUCGGGUGUAGAUCAAUUCUUCUUUGGGUGUAUUUUAGCUAGAAGUGUGGGUGUAUCUACACUUUACUGGUUUUUUGUUAUUUUAAUUGAGUUGUUGUUGUUCAGGUGUAUUAUAUCAGACAUGAUUGGGUGUGUUUUUAGUUUUUGACAUGGUGUAUUCUGCAGCCUGAGUAUUUACAGUUUAUGGCUUUAAAGGUCAUUCUGUAGUUGAGUUGUUGCGGUUCGGGUGUAUCAUAUUAGACAUGAUUGGGUGUAUUUGAAUGAUAUCUAUGGGUGUAUUCACAGUUCUGACACGAUGUAUUUUGCAGCCUCUCUCGGUUGUUGAUGACGAGCUUGUUCCGAAGGUCGGAAUGACCUUUACCACCCUUGAAGAUGCUGGAAAAUUUUACAGGAACUACGCCAAGGCUGCAGGUUUCUCUACAAGAGUUCGGUGCACAAAUAGGAAGGGAAACGAGAUUAAGAAUCAACUGAUUACAUGUAGCAGAGAGGGAAAAUGGAGAUCUAAAAUAUCUCCAACCGAGAAGACCAAUCCGACAGCCGGUUUAAACUGUCCUGCAAGAAUUUAUAUACACACAUUGAAGGAUGUCGGUGCUUGGAUCAUUUCAAAGGUUGUGCUGGAUCAUUCACACACCUGCUGUCCAAGCAAAGUAGAGAUGCUCAAAUAGCACAGGGAACUAACCAUGUCCAUUCGUCGUACGAUAGAGAAUAACGAGGAGGCCGAUAUCAGACCAAGCAAAACCUACCAAUCAUUUGUUGCCGCUGCCGGGGGUCACCGCGAGUUAAAUUUUAUCGAAAAGGACGUGAGGAAUUACAUUACCAGGGAAGUGCGGAAUGUUUCCGAACAAGAAGAUGCAAAGGAAUUCGGGAAAUAUUUCUUAAGAAUGAAAGAGAAGAAUCCGAAUUUCUUUUUUGAGCUCGAACUUGAGGAGGAUCAAUCGAUUAAGCUGGCUUUUUGGGCCGAUGCAAGAAGCAGAGCCGCCUUUGAGUAUUUCGGAGACGUCAUUUCAUUCGACACCACCUACAAUACAAACAGGUAUAAUUUGGUCUGUGGUUCUUUUGUCGGGGUGAAUCACCAAGGUCAGUCAACACUUCUCGGAUGCUCUUUGAUGAAGAACGAAGAAAUUGAAUCAUUCAAAUGAUUAUUUCAAUGCUGGCUUCAUUGCAUGGGAGGAAACGCUCCGAAAGGGUUUCUCACCGAUCAUUGUGCAUCAAUGAAAAGGGCUUUAGAGGCCUGUAUGCCAACAACAGUUCACCGCUGGUGUAUUUGGCACAUCAUGAAGAAGAUUCCAAGCAAAUUAAACGGGUACAAGGGACAUGCCGAUAUCGAACAAGAAAUGAGCCAUGUUGUUUGGAACUCUCAUAGCAAAGACUCAUUCGAUAGGAAUUGGAACGAUUUUCUGCUGAAUUUUGGUCUUACGGACAACAAGUGGCUUUCAGAUCUAUACGAAGACCGUCACAUAUGGGUUCCUAUCUAUCUGGAUCACCACUUCUGGGCAGGGAUGAGAAGCACACAAAGGAGCGAGAGCAUGCAUUCAUUUUUUAACAAGUACAUCACCCGGAACAGCUUGCUUAUUCAGUUCGUCAAGCAAUACGAUAAUUGCCUCGGAAGCGGGGAGCAAGCUGAGAGAGAAUCAGAUGCUGCAGAUUUUCAUACGGUCAUACCGUGUGCAACCAAAUCCUGCAUUGAAGCUCAGUUUCAAGAUGCAUACACUCAUGCAAAGUUUAGGGAAGUCCAAGCGCAAUUCAGAGGAAAGGCGAAUUGCAUCACCAGAUUAAAGAAUUUCGCUCUAGGCUAUUCAAUAUACGAAGUCGGAGAACAAGUUUCCAGCUCAAUAUUCAACAAGUUCGUAGUUACCUACGACUCAGUUGCAGCCGAGGUAAAAUGCCAAUGCUUAUUAUUCGAGUCGAGAGGGAUACUGUGCCGUCACGCACUAAGCGUGUUAAGCUUCGAACAAGUAAGCCAAGUGUCUCCUAGAUAUAUACUGGAACGAUGGAGCAAGAAGGUAAAGAGGCGACACACACACCAAGAGCAGCCACGACGAGCCACUAAUGGAGCCAAGAAGCAAGAGGUUCGACCAAUUGGUUUUUCGUUCGCAAAAUAUUUGCGAAUUUGCCUCCGAAUCGGAGGAGCUGACUGCAAUUCUACACCGUGCGUACGAUAACGUCAUGGCCGAGAUGGAAGCAUUAAAAGCCAAAAGGAAGGGGAGAUCUUCUUUAUCCCACAAAGACGCCAACUUGGAAUCCGUUAACGAGCUUCAAAGCCCGCCAAGGAUUCGAACAAGAGGACAUCCAAAAAACAGGCUAGGUUCAAAGCUGGAGAAACAGAUUGCAAAUGCCACAAAGAAGAAGAAGACGAAAGUUUUAAGCGAGAUAAACGUGUUUGAUGCUGCAUCAGCGGCGCAUUCAAAUUCCAACCAAUAUCAAGGGCACAUUAUGAAUUAUCAGCUCAGGGUACCAGCAGCAGGGGAUAACUCGUUGGGUGUAUAGUUUUAUAGAAUAUGGGUGUAAAAUCACUGUUUCUUUUGGGUGUAUUUUUGUUAAUUCACAAUUUACAUAUAGACACAUAUAUAGAUACAUAUAGAACAAAAGCUGUAAAAAUUCGCAGGUUAUGGGUGUAUAUUUCAUUUGAUGUUUUUCUUCAUAUUUUAGUACAUGUAAUUCAUACAUUUUGAAUACAGCGCAGACA
Messenger RNA from Arachis stenosperma, 2918 nucleotides. Its product is annotated as protein FAR-RED IMPAIRED RESPONSE 1-like. Bases 1396 to 2394 code for a protein of 332 amino acids. Gene Ontology annotation, molecular function: zinc ion binding. Lineage: Eukaryota; Viridiplantae; Streptophyta; Magnoliopsida; Fabales; Fabaceae. The transcript is spliced from 4 exons. Gene Ontology annotation, biological process: regulation of DNA-templated transcription. The record is from RefSeq and is a predicted model, not a curated record.